AUGUAGAGUAGAAUGGCCAAGAGACUGCAAAAGGAUUUAGAGCAGAUGCAAAAGUCCUAUGUAGAUCAAUUUAAUGUGAGAAUGCCCAAUAAUGAUAUUAAACAUUGGAUUGUAGCAUUUGAAGGUGCAAAGGGAACUUUGUAUCAAGGAGAGAAAUUCGAAUUGCAAUUCAAGUUUUCAAACGAAUAUCCUAUUGAAUCUCCUGAAGUAAUCUUUAUUGGCAAACCUCCUGAGCAUGAACAUAUUUAUUCCAAUGGAUUUAUUUGCUUAUCAAUAUUAUUCGAUGAGUGGUCAGCCGCCCUCACUGUAAGUUCUGUUUGCUUGUCUAUACAAUCAAUGCUAUCAAGUGCAACAAAAAAGAUGAAACCCCCUAAUGAUGCCGAAUUUGUGAAAAGAGCAGCAGGAAGAGGACCCAAGAGCUUUCUUUGGAGUUAUCAUGAUGAAAAAUGUUGAAGGCGCUCUAUAAAUUAAUAUUGCACCAUAUAAACAUAUAAAA
This is a messenger RNA of Paramecium tetraurelia, 496 nucleotides long. RefSeq lists its product as uncharacterized. The transcript has 6 exons. The record is from RefSeq and is a predicted model, not a curated record. NCBI's taxonomy places the organism in Eukaryota, Ciliophora, Oligohymenophorea, Peniculida, Parameciidae.